Molecule: messenger RNA, 685 nt
Organism: Pistacia vera
Lineage: Eukaryota; Viridiplantae; Streptophyta; Magnoliopsida; Sapindales; Anacardiaceae
Exons: 1
Coding region: 49-549 (166 amino acids)
Source: RefSeq, a predicted model, not a curated record
GCAUCAAGUUGUAUCAUUUGGAUUCACAGUUUCACACUCCACGCUCACAUGGUCCCCGUGUAUAAAAAUCCAGACCCAUGUGCCUUUCCUUCUCUUUCACCUACCUCCAAUUUAAACUACGAUAAACUCCCAACUCAACCCUCUCCACGAACUCCAACCCCUUCCCCUUCACGCCAUGACCCGGCCACCGCUUCUUCCUCCAUGUUGGCUGUAGCCAUCGGCUCAUGGCUCCGCUCGAGACGGAGCCGAUACUUGUUUCUCUUACUCUGUUCACCCCUUCUCCUCCCUCUCCUCUGCGCGUGUUUCCCCUUUCUGUGCGCCGCCGAAGUAUUUAUCAGAUUCUGGAGAAGAAGAAAACGUCAAGAUGAAGAGAGGCUACGGCGAUGUGAAGAGGGUUGCUGUGGAUGUGAAUUUGAGGAUGAAAGGGAAGUGGGUUUGUUACAACGGUACUUGGAAGAUCAGUUGAUGCUUGUUGGAUCUAUGUACGAUUGUGAUGUUGGUGAUGAUGCUGAUGAUCACGGCGAUUAUACGGUUCCUCUUUUGAGUUGAGGUUUAUUUCUUUAUUAUUAUUAUUAUUAUUAUUAUUAUCAUUUUUGUGUGAAAAUUUGGUAAAACACUGGAAUUGUAAAACAGGAAAGUUUAAUCUUAGUUUUAUGUUAGAAAUACUUGAUUAAUUAUUGUCAAA